Didymodactylos carnosus is the source of this 2118-nucleotide messenger RNA. The record is from the annotation of a GenBank genome assembly. Lineage: Eukaryota; Metazoa; Rotifera; Eurotatoria; Philodinida; Philodinidae.
AUGGAUACAGAUGAAAUUCGUCGAUCAAAUGAAUUACAAUUGCUGUUAAAUGAACAAUUACGUAAAUUGAAGGCAUCGGAAGAAGAUGAUAAUCAAUGUAUUCUUCAUGCAGUGGAAGAAUUGAAUAAAGCGUUCGAAAAUGACUCAGCAGCCAUUGUUAAACAUAUUCAAUUACUUAAUUGGCCACUAACAUAUAAACGUUUGUUACUUCAAGAAAGUAAAACCGAUAUAUCAACGGAUAAAGCGGCAAAAUUCUUUUUAAAUCCUAAGACCAAUGUCUCAAGCACAUUUGCAAAGCGUACAAAAACAAUUCGUUCUAAACUAAGAGUUUGGUUUUCAUUAUGGCAUUCAACCAGUGUCAAUAUUGAACGUCAGUAUGGCUCCGGUGUUUCAUCGAUAUUUAAUAUAAAUCGUCAUUUUUUUAUUUACAAUAUAUUCAUGUUUAUACUUUGGUUUUGUUUAAUAACUUUACCAUUUCUUAUUUUGGGUUCCUAUAGUCCACCAAAGCGUUUUACGUUUGAUACGAUAUUUAAUACACGUGGUUAUCUGGAAAAUUCUCUAUUAUUUUACGGAGUAUACCCAAAUCAAAGUCUCCCAAUCAGAAAUGAAAGUAAUAAUCAACAUUAUCAUGUUAAUUAUCCUAUACCAUUAAUCUAUUUGUUAUGUGGUUAUUUUUAUUUUAUAUUUUGGUUUAUAUUUAUUGGUAUACGAUUUUCAUAUGUCUAUAAAAAUAAUGUUUUAGAUUCAAUUUUACGUUCAAAACGUGGUAACGGUUUUUUAUCUACAUUUGCUCGAUGGGAUUAUACAAUACAUGAAGAUGAACAUAAAAAGGAACAAAUUCAAAUAUGUUAUAAUCAAUUACGAGAAAUAAUUAAUCAUGAAAAUAAUAAACGUCUGAACAGAAAGAAAAAACAUGAUUAUUAUAAAAGUUAUUAUUAUAUCUUUAAAAUUGUUAUUAUAAAUCUGUUGUAUGUUGGAUUAGCCGUCGGUCUUGGUAUAGCGAAUUAUUUUCUCUUGUCAUCAAAAUCAUCAGCAAUGACUAGUGAACAUUAUCAAACGUUAAUCUUUAUGUCAUUUAUUAAUCGUUUUGGACCAUAUUUAUUAACAAUAUUAGCUCAAUUUGAAAAAUAUAAAUAUCCAUCUUAUCGAUUAUAUACCAUUGGAUGUCGAAAUUUAUUUCUUAAUGCUUCUUUAAUAGUAUCAUUAAUUGUUUAUUUUUAUCAACAACGUUCAGAAUUAGAAAAAUUAAACAAUUGCUGGGAAAAUGGAUUUGGACAGAUAUUUUAUAUUUUAUCGCUCAUAGACAUUUUUUUUUCAAUUGUAUCCGUCCUCUUCUUUGGUUCAUUAAUGGAUCUAAUUGUUCAAUUAUUUUUAACAGAUAGUAUCGUUAAGAAGAGUACAACAGCUAAUAGUAGUAUGGAUAAAAAGAACAAAAAAGUCCUUUAUAAAUAUAGUCGUAUGUUUGAUGGUAUCAAUAUUCAUGUUCAAAUAACUCCAACACAAUUGUUAUAUUCACAAUUAUUAAUUUGGAUUGGAACAUAUUUUUCUCCAUUACUCGUUUUACUCCAAUUACUUAAUAUUUUAUUCUCAUUUUGGACUUAUCGUUUCUACAUCUUUCUACGUGAUAUUAGCUGCAAUCAACGACGAAAAAUUGCCACUAUUAAACGUGUUUAUAUUUGGAAUGCUUAUCGUUUAAAUAAUAUGUUCUAUCUUUUAUCAUUUUUUUGUCUGACUUUAGCUAUAACAUGUUUUGUAAUAUUUAGUACACAACUCGAAACAUCUUCUAAUUGUGGACCAUUUGCGCAUUAUAAUCGAACAUAUGAAGUGAUCGAAGAACUAAUACCGAAACAAAAAUCCGUUGUUGUUGUAUCAAUAAUUAAUUUUCUAUCAUCACCAGGUCUCACGUAUUUUGGACUAAUUAUAUUUAUUAUAGUCGCUUAUAAAUUUAAACACGAAGCAUCAGCCGAAAAAGAAUUGGUUUUUAUUAGAGAAUCAAACUUAGAAAGUAAAAAACUUUAUCGACAAAAACUUGUGGAACGAUUACAUAAUCAAACUACACAACAACGACAACCAUUAGAAAUAGUUUUAACGCAUAAAAUUGAAAAAUCAACACUUUAA